Messenger RNA from Salmo salar (Atlantic salmon), 456 nucleotides. RefSeq names its product myosin light chain 5. Lineage: Eukaryota; Metazoa; Chordata; Actinopteri; Salmoniformes; Salmonidae. The record is from RefSeq and is a predicted model, not a curated record. Gene Ontology annotation, molecular function: calcium ion binding.
AUGGUAGAGACCAAGAUACAGCGGAAAAAUGUGUUCACACUUAUCGACCAGGACAGAGAUGGGUUCAUUGACAAAGAAGAUCUGAAGGAUACCUAUAAAUCUCUUGGUAAGCUGAAUGUGAAAAACUAUGAGCUAGAAGACAUGCUCAAAGAGGCUAGUAGUCCCAUCAACUUCACCAUGUUCCUCAACCUGUUUGGAGAGAAGCUGCAUGGAACAGAUCCAGACGACAUAAUUCUCAACACCUUCAGAAUGUUCGAUCCUGACGCUAAGGGUUAUGUUAAACAGAUGUUCCAAACGUCUACCUUCGACCCAGCAGGAAACCUGGACUACAAAUCCCUGUGUUACAUCAUCACACACGGAGAGGAACAGGAGGAGUAUAGGAUCUAUGUUAGUGCGGUCAACAUCAGACAGGUGCUGAUGGUGCGACUGGUUGACCUGUGUUUGAAAUGUGAAUAA